Vitis riparia (riverbank grape) is the source of this 723-nucleotide messenger RNA. Its product is annotated as nuclear transport factor 2B. Gene Ontology annotation, biological process: nucleocytoplasmic transport. The transcript has 2 exons. The coding region runs from base 76 to 498 and encodes 140 amino acids. The record is from RefSeq and is a predicted model, not a curated record. Gene Ontology annotation, cellular component: nuclear pore central transport channel. NCBI's taxonomy places the organism in Eukaryota, Viridiplantae, Streptophyta, Magnoliopsida, Vitales, Vitaceae.
CAUCUUUUCCUUUUUCGGGGGCCUUAUGCCAUGCACUAGGUACUUUACAGAGAAUCGAUCUCCCUCUAUAUUUUCAUGGGCCUGGGAGAGUGGGGGAAGAGGGGGAGAGGAAGAGAGGAAAUGGAGGAGCAGGUUGAAGGGUUGGGGAGGGCAUUUGUGGAUCAUUACUACUAUCUCUUUGACAAUGAUCGAUCUUCUUUGCCUUCCCUCUACCACUCAACUUCCAUGUUGACAUUUGAGGGCCACAAGGUACAAGGGGUUGAUGAAAUCUCUCAGAAACUCAAUCUGUUGCCAUUCGAUCAAUGCCAACAUGUGAUCAGCACCAUUGAUUCACAGCCCUCCUCCUUCACUGGUGGCAUCAUGGUCUUUGUCAGUGGCAGCCUUAAACUACCCGGGGAGGAGCACCAACUAAGAUUUAGCCAGAUGUUUCACUUGGUUCCAUCAUCCGAAGGAAGCUUCUUCGUGCAGAACGACAUCUUUCGCCUCAAUUAUGGUUGAUUUGUGCCCAUUAACUGGAGAUCAUUUCAUGCUGUGACGUUGUUCCAUCUGUGUUUUAGUCCAUCUGAGGAAAUAAAACUGAUUGGCCUUACCCUUUCCUUGCUUUGCAUAAGCUGACACCACGAUCAGGUAUCAUUGCCUGAAUGUCCUCACUUCUCUAUAUACAUUUUAGAGAACAUUCAAAAAUAAAAUAAAAAUCCAGAGAAUGAUUAAUCAUUUUUCCUA